This is a messenger RNA of Didymodactylos carnosus, 666 nucleotides long. NCBI's taxonomy places the organism in Eukaryota, Metazoa, Rotifera, Eurotatoria, Philodinida, Philodinidae. The record is from the annotation of a GenBank genome assembly.
AUGAUUCGUUCAGGUUUCAGAAACGACAAAGUUCUUCAUCUAAUAGCAUCAGCCCGUUACCAAUACCAAUUGACGUCGGUACUUUCCUACCUACAACUGAGACCAAGUGACUUCGACACGCGCUACAACCUCGACUACAGCCAGCCUGGCCUGCCGGAAGAAGAACGACGUGGACAAUACCAGUACUAUCUGCCGCUUGGCUGGUAUCGUCAUGGCUUAAAUGUAGCUAACAAGUACCCAGACAAUAAUAUUUGGCUCGGUCAGCAGAACAUCGACGGAGAGUGGCCUGUCGCUUUUCACGGAACACAGUCGCAAGCAGUAAGCAGUAUUACACUGAAAGGUCUCUUGCCUAGCUUUACCAAGAGGGAUGUUAAGAAGAAUGAUGCCGUGCUGCAAGCGGGAACGGCUGUGAAUAGAUUGGGACUCUAUGUAGCAACACACUGUACCGGUGGUGCUGAUGCGUACGCGCUACCCUUCAAGGUGUCAAAUGGUGAUAAGAGCGAAGAAUUUCGAGUUAUGUUUCAAUGUCGUGUGAAACCCGGUUCCUUCACAAGUCAUACAGAUCCGGUCCGUGUGGGCGAAGCUUGGCGCAUUGUCGACCCCGAAGCUGUGCGUCCUUAUGGCCUAUUGCUCAAAAACGAGACCAUUCAAACUCAGCGGGACUAG